Molecule: messenger RNA, 1338 nt
Organism: Alternaria atra
Lineage: Eukaryota; Fungi; Ascomycota; Dothideomycetes; Pleosporales; Pleosporaceae
Exons: 2
Coding region: 1-1338 (445 amino acids)
Biological process (GO): sulfite transmembrane transport; transmembrane transport
Cellular component (GO): plasma membrane
Molecular function (GO): sulfite transmembrane transporter activity
Source: RefSeq, a predicted model, not a curated record
AUGGAUGACUACGAUCUGGAUCGCGUCGCAUCGGACAAUCCUGCUCUGACUGCGCCUGCGGCCCAGCGGGCUCCCAUACGACGCCUUAAGUCCCAAGACCAAACAACGACGUCAGCAUCUCAAUCUACCAGUUCUCAAGCCACGGCCACGUCUGUAGAGCUGACGAAGUAUGAUGUCGGUUGGCGGCGAAUCGUUAGGAACUUCUCGCCGUCAUGGUUCUCUGUGACUAUGGGCACAGGAAUAGUAUCUCUACUUCUCGUUGCCAUCCCCUUCAAAGCAGAUUGGCUAUACUGGCUUGCAGUAGUUUUCUUCGGACUCAACACUAUCCUAUUUGCAUGCGCCUUCUCGGUCUCCGUCUUCCGAUAUGUCGUUUACCCUGAGAUAUGGACCGUUAUGAUCGCGGACAGUGUCAACUCGCUCUUCCUUGGAACCAUCCCAAUGGGGUUCGCUACCCUUGUCUCCGCUUGGUGCUCACUAUGCAUUCCAUACUGGGGACCUUGGGCUACCACUUUUGCUUGGGUUUGCUGGAUGAUCGAUUCUGUGGUUGCUGUAUCAGUCACGAUAUCGCUCACUGUUCUGCUGAUAUCCGCAUCUGAUCGUCAGGCUUUGGAUCGUAUUACUGCAGCUCAACUACUACCUAUCGCUGCGUCUAUCGUUGCGGCUGGUACUGGUGCUAGAGUUGCUGAGCAUCUACCCAACCCGCAACAUGCUCUCGGCACGAUAAUCGCAUCAUAUGUCAUGUGGGGAAUGUCUACGCCUUUGGCUAUGACUGUCUUAGUCAUGUACUAUACUCGUUUGGCUUUGCAUAAGUUACCGCCACGGGAGAUCGUGGUAUCGUCCUUUCUACCACUGGGCCCGUUAGGCAUGGGAGGCUAUUCCAUAACAUACCUUGGUUCGGUGAGCCGUCGAAUCUUCCCAGAAACCGAGUUCUUUUCAGAUAUUCCUGUAGCAGGUGACAUAUUCUUCGUUCUCGGAGUCUUCGUAGCACUCAUAAUGUGGGCAUUUGGGCUGACCUGGUUAUGCUUUGCUUUGGCAUCCAUAUACAAGUCUCGACCGUUUCCGUUCAACAUGGGUUGGUGGGGGUUCACCUUCCCUCUUGGAGUCAUGGCACUCAGUACGAUGGAGCUUGGUAACGUCUUCCCAAGUCUGGUUUUCAGGGUCUUGGGGACGAUCUUUGCCGUUGCCGUCAUUCUACUGUGGUGCGUAGUAGCUGUUGGCACGGCACGAGGUGCAUGGAGCGGUCGUCUGUUCAACGCGCCAUGUCUCAAGAACUUACCAAAAGGGGAUUCCACAGGGAAGGAUGGAGCAGAGAAAGAGAAAGGGCCGGCGCAAACAUGA